Molecule: messenger RNA, 923 nt
Organism: Manihot esculenta (cassava)
Lineage: Eukaryota; Viridiplantae; Streptophyta; Magnoliopsida; Malpighiales; Euphorbiaceae
Product: 21 kDa protein
Exons: 1
Coding region: 56-643 (195 amino acids)
Biological process (GO): negative regulation of catalytic activity
Molecular function (GO): enzyme inhibitor activity
Source: RefSeq, a predicted model, not a curated record
UAACUUGCUUUAUCCAAGCCAGAACCCAAAACCAGCCAUUUUAAUUACCAUCAACAUGGCAAAAGCUCUCCUUGUCUCUCUGCUUUUCUCUUUACUCUGCAUUUUCAGCACAGCAACAUCUGCACAGUCCACCUCUAGUGGCACAAAUUUCAUCAAGUCCUCUUGUAAAACCACCACUUACCCUGCACUAUGUAUCCAAUCUCUCUCAGCUUAUGCCACAUCCAUCCAGCAAAGCCCACGCCAAUUGACGGAAACUGCCUUGUCAGUGAGCCUGGAGAGGGCUCAGUCCACCAAGACAUUCGUCUACAAGUUGACGAAGUUCAAGGGAGUGAAGCCCAGAGAAAUGGCAGCCAUCAAGGACUGUUUAGAGGAGAUUAACGACACUGUUGAUAGGCUUAGCAAGUCGUUUAAAGAGCUGAAGAGCAUGGGUCAGAGCAAGGGUAAGGACUACCAAUGGCAUAUAAGCAAUGUGGAGACUUGGGUUAGCGCUGCUUUGACAGAUGAGAACACUUGCGUUGAUGGGUUCGGUGGUAGGGCCUUGAAUGGGAGGGUGAAGUCUUCGAUUAAGGCAAGAAUUGUAAAUGUUGCUCAGGUGACGAGCAAUGCUCUUGCGUUGAUUAACAAGUUUGCCUCCAAGAACUAAUUAAUUAAGUUAACAAUAUGCUGCUGUAGAAUUAUAUUAUAUAUAUGGAGAAUUUUGUAUGAAUUAUUCUCUAAUGCUCAGCUUGAAUGGUCUAGUUUUGAUAUAAGUGAGAGUGAGACUUUUUAUUGGUUUAUGGGUUUUUGAAAGCCGCCCUCUAUGACGUUUUAGACGGCGUUUUUGUUGGCUUUUCUGCUCUCGUAACAGCGUCGGCUGGCUUCAAGCCUUCAACCAUAACAGUCUUCUCUAAAUGAAUGCUAUUUACUAUUCUUUUUUUCCGUCA